Messenger RNA from Medicago truncatula (barrel medic), 1716 nucleotides. RefSeq names its product transcription factor CSA. The transcript has 3 exons. The coding region runs from base 142 to 1413 and encodes 423 amino acids. Gene Ontology annotation, cellular component: nucleus. Gene Ontology annotation, molecular function: RNA polymerase II cis-regulatory region sequence-specific DNA binding; DNA-binding transcription factor activity, RNA polymerase II-specific. Lineage: Eukaryota; Viridiplantae; Streptophyta; Magnoliopsida; Fabales; Fabaceae. The record is from RefSeq and is a predicted model, not a curated record. Gene Ontology annotation, biological process: regulation of DNA-templated transcription.
UGCAAGUGUCAUUGCCUCAGUCUGUACACCUAACUACUUCAAUUGUUCAAUCUCUUCUCUCUCUUUCUUUCUUUCAAGAGCCUUCAUAACUUCAAAGUUCAAACCCUUUUACAUGUUUUAGGUUCUUCUUCUUUUUCUUCAAUGGGAAUGGUCUAUGCAAACAUGGAGUCUUUAUCACUAAACUAUGCAGCUUCUUCUUCAUCUCAAGAUUGCUAUAUUUCUAAGGAGGGUGCUACUACUAAUUGGUCUUUACCAUUUAUGAGGGAAUGUUAUAUUGAAAGAAACUUUGAGGAAAACAACAACAGUGAUGAUGGUGGGGAAGGUGAUGGUUCUGAUUCUGGUGGUGAUGUUGGAGAAAACAGUGAAAAAAUUAACCUUAAUGAAGAUAACCCUAAUGAGAAUAGUUAUGUCAGUGGUAAAGAGGUAGAUACUGGUCACUCUAAACUUUGUGCAAGAGGUCAUUGGAGACCUGCAGAAGAUUCUAAGCUUAAAGAACUUGUUGCUCUUUAUGGUCCUCAGAACUGGAAUCUCAUAGCUGAAAAGCUAGAAGGCAGAUCAGGUAAGAGUUGUAGGCUAAGAUGGUUCAACCAAUUGGAUCCAAGGAUUAAUAGAAGAGCUUUUAGUGAUGAAGAGGAAGAAAGAUUAAUGCAAGCUCAUAGAAUUUAUGGUAACAAAUGGGCCAUGAUUGCUAGGCUUUUCCCUGGAAGAACUGAUAAUGCUGUUAAGAAUCACUGGCAUGUUAUAAUGGCAAGAAAGUACAGAGAACAAUCAAGUGCUUACAGAAGGAGGAGGCUGAAUCAAUCUGUUUACAGAAGAAUGGAAGAGAAUACAAGCUUUGUCUCUAGGGAUAUAGUCACAGCCACAGGAAUGGAACCAGUACCACCACCACCUUAUUAUAUUAACCUCCCAAAUGGAACACUUGGCUAUAACAUGGCUAGUUUUCCAUAUUCAACUUUCCACGGUGUAGUUGAUGGUGGUGUUGAGUGUGGCUUAAAUGGUUCAACUCAUUUGACUAGUAGUAAAGAAGCAAUCUCAAGUGACAAGCAAGCACCUACUCCUAUUGGCUUGUUUGCUCAACAAUCACCACUUGAUUUCUUUUCUGGAGGUAGAAGAAAUGAGUAUUAUAGCCAAAUGAGAAGCUGGGAUAGGCCAAGUGAUUUACAUGAAAAUCAACCAACACCAACACCAAGUGGUUUCUACCAUGAAUAUCCACAAUAUAUGAUGCCAAUGCAACAACAAAACAACAAUUUUUACAGUUUCACAUCAAAUAUUUCCACCACAGCAGCAACAACAUUAGGCAGUGAAGUUUCACUAUCAUCAGUGGCAGCAGCAGCAGAAAAUCACAGAGAUCAAGUUCUGAUGAGUAAUCCCCUCCUUCAGAUGCAAUUCCAUUUAUUGACUUCCUUGGAGUAGGAGCCACAUGAUCAAAGUUAUAAACUAAUCAAAAAGCUGCAAUGCAACCCUUUUUUUUUUCCAUUGAAGCUCCUCAAUAUAGGUGUGGUCCAACAUUACCUAAAAACCAUUCGAGGUAAACAGAAAGGAUAGUUGCUCUACUUUGGUCACUGUGUUACUUGCGUCAUUUCUGUUCAUAUCACCUAUCUCUCUUCUCAUUUCCUUUCUUUCUCACAUCAUAUGGGACCCCCUCUCCAAACUUUAAUAAAAUUAUUAAUAAUAAUAAUAUAAUUCAAUUUUAUUACUGUUACUAUAACCUUUAUC